AUGCCUGACUGGACGCGCCUGCCCCCAGAAAUCCGCCUGAUGGUCCUGGAAGAGCUGGUCAGGGCCGAGCAGAAGGAUGAUCAUAAAGUAUCGGGUUACGCCGUGGUCAGCCGCGAGUGGCAGGUGUUCUUCGAGCGCCACACGUUCAAGAAGCUCAAGCUGCACCAGGGCCACCUCGCAGAGCUCAAACGCAUCCUGCACAACACUUACCGCCUGCCAAUUACGGUCGAGGACUUGUGGUUUAACAUUCAGCUGCCAAGAUUCGGAUGCGAGUCCUGCCAGACCGAGGAGUCGGCGUUCGAGGAGUGGCAAAACAACGUCAUCUUCACCAAAGCGAUCUGGAAGCUGUUCAAGAUUCUGGGUUCGUGGAGCAGGCGCAGACCCCUGACGGAUGGCAAGCGCAUGACCCUGAGCCUGAGCGCGCGCUAG
Molecule: messenger RNA, 429 nt
Organism: Anthostomella pinea
Lineage: Eukaryota; Fungi; Ascomycota; Sordariomycetes; Xylariales; Xylariaceae
Source: the annotation of a GenBank genome assembly